Magnolia sinica is the source of this 1767-nucleotide messenger RNA. RefSeq lists its product as uncharacterized. Lineage: Eukaryota; Viridiplantae; Streptophyta; Magnoliopsida; Magnoliales; Magnoliaceae. The record is from RefSeq and is a predicted model, not a curated record. Bases 120 to 1244 code for a protein of 374 amino acids. The transcript has 6 exons.
AGGAGAUUGCAUUUUCGCAAUGGAGUGACUAAGCUGAAGAGGGGGGAGUUGACAAUUAAUCCCUCAAACAGAGGGGAAGAACAAAUGCCGUACAAUAGAGGGAGUGCGUUUACAAUUACAUGUUCUUUGAACGGUGUGAAACUGGCACACAUGUCAGCCAACGAUUUAUGGGAGUGAUCUCUCACACGUGUGCAACGAUUAAUCUCUCCUCUCCUCUCCUCCAUCGCGCGCGCACCCUCAGUCGAGAGCAUUACUCAUCGCCAUCUCUACAUCUGACAGUGACAGAGAUGUCUCGGAAGCGAGUGCUGGUCGUGGGAGGCAGCGGCUACUUGGGCCAGCACCUGCUGCAGGCAUUUGCAGCCGUAGAUCAGAAACCCUACGAUCUGGCAUUCACCUACCAUUCAAGUCCUCCCCAAACGCUCUUAAAUGCGAUUUCUCCAGCGCUCUCCUUCCACGUAGAUCUCCAAACGGGCCAUGGAUUCGAUUCCAUCUCCAACACAUUCGGUCAGCCUCACAUCGUUGUUAACUGUGUGGCCCUCUCCAUCCCUCGUGUCUGUGAAGUGGACCCCACAGCUGCUAUGGCUAUCAAUGUACCUUCUUCUCUUCUAAAAUGGUUGUCAAGCUUUGGCGAUUGUGAUACGCUUCUAAUUCAUCUCUCAACUGAUCAAGUUUAUGAAGGGGUAAAAUCCUUUUACAAGGAAGAGGACGAAGUGGUUCCUGUAAAUAUGUAUGGGAAAUCAAAAUUGGCAGCUGAGCAGUUUGUUUCAUCAAACUGGCCAAACUAUGCAAUUUUGAGAAGUAGUAUCAUCUAUGGGCCGCAGACCAUUUCGCCUGUUGCAAAGUCUCUUCCAAUCCAGUGGAUGGAUGGUGUCCUAUCUCGAGGUGAUAAAGUUGAUUUCUUCCACGACGAGUUUCGUUGUCCAGUUUAUGUCAAGGAUGUGGUGAAUGUCAUACUAGCUCUGACUAAGAUGUGGAUUUCAGAUUGUAAGCAAAUGCAGCUGCUUUUAAAUGUUGGUGGACCAGAUAGAGUGUCACGUGUGCAAAUGGCUGAGGCUGUUGCAGAAUUUAGAGGAUACAGUACAUCUCUAAUCAAACCCGUGUCCGCAUCAUCGGUUAAUCGUGGUGUCAUCUCCCCGGCUGACAUAUCGAUGAAUAUCGGCAGAUUGAUCCAAGUACUUGGUAUAAACCCGAUUCGAUUCAAAGACGGCGUGAGACUUACGCUCGGAACCGAUGGCAGUUCUUAAUGUAUUCGAAGGGAAUCAUAAAAUGUCAGUUUUCUCCCACUCAUUUAGUUCUAGAUGAAUUUUAAGGACCCUCUCAUCAGCAAAAGUAAAAUCUGCUGACACGCAGGAUUCUGUCCAUGUGGGGCUGAUGGUUCGCGAUCAUGGCCGUUAAUCUUAAGAACCCCAGUCUAUGGGGUUUCCCCUGCAAAUCUUUCAGAUUGGAAGUACCCAACCCUUUGGACUCCUUUCCGUCGAGUGUUUCCUCACGGUUGCAUUUUGUCAUAACCCUCUGCUUGUUGGCCACAGAUAGAAGGUUAAAAUCUUCCACUCAAGGAGAUUUUUGAGGUAUCCCUCUCCCACAUUAGUGUCCACUCGCCGGCCCAUGGCUCCACAUGCACAGAAUACAUGUUUCUGCAGAAUGUAUGCUUGUUGAAGGCAUGAUCCUACAAUUCCCAUUCUCCAUGCCUUCUUGUUGUGUUUGUACGAUUGAGAUUAUAAGACAAUUCAUACUAUUAAUACAUGGGAAAACCAUGAGUUUGUUCCA